UCAGGCAGCUUCGCGGGCUGGCGGUCGCGCUGGCGCUGCGCCUCGUCUGGUUCAAGUAGUGCAGUUUGAGACGUGAAGGGAGGUGGAUGUCAGUGACGCUUGGGAACACUCAUGGAUACCUAACUUGGCAUUAACCGGUGAUAAUAGUGGUGACAGUCGCAUGGAUCUGCACCUGUGAAUUUGUUGAGACUUGUGAAGUGGUACAGACAGGGAAUAGUUGUGCAAAGAAGGAAUUUUAUUGUGUUGCGCGGAGGAGGAAAAACUUUUUUGACAGCACCCAGCCACACGAGGAAGGAAGAAAGGUGGUGGCGGCGUGAGGUCAAGUUAUGAUUCACACACACGUUAUAUUCGCGGUAUCGGGGCCAGAAAGUAGAAGACUCGAUUUCUGUUGAGGGACAUGGACGGAGUGUGUCUGCGGCGCCUUUGUAAAUGAACAGGACGAGGGAGCACGCCAGCAGCCACCCCCGUGAAGGAAGACGUCUUCUCAGCGCCCACCCGGAGGCUCUUUGGUCUGUGAUGUGGACGGCGAGAGUUCCUGGCUGAGACAGCGUCGCGUGGAAGUAGCCAUGCCUUCCCCAAGACCACAGUAAUCACGGGUAAAUAUGGAAGAUCGAAAAAAAUGGUGGUCUCGUUGAGAGGGGUGGACCCGACCAUACGGCAGGGCGGGGCCACAGCUGACCCGCGUUGACCCUCCUCACCCUCAACAUGCGGUCCCUCACCUACAGUUGGAUAGGGCUGUCGGCGGCAGCGCCCCUCAUCUUCCUAAUAUGCGCCUGGGUGCUGGGGGUCUUCCACUCGUACCGUCGACAGUGGCGCUCCGUUGAUCUCUUCCUUCUGGCGGUGUUUGUACAGGAGCUGCUGAUGGCAGUUCAGGUGUUUGCCUUCGCGCUCCUCAGCCUCAUGAGACCAGAGUCCGCCGCCGCCUGUGGGGCCUUCGUCUGGAGCCUAAGUGCCACGCGGACUCUUCAAGCGGCCACGGUGGCGUCGCUGCUGGUUGAUCGCGCCCUCACCAGUCAAUGGCCCUACAAGUACCGGUUCAGCGUGCGGCGCCACCAGAUACGGUACCACCUGGCGGUGCUGGCGACCAUCGCCGCCUUGGUGGGCGUGGCGGCCAUCCUCGCCCGCCCGGCCGAUGCCCCCGACACCUUCGAACACUGCAGCUUCAUGCCACACGCCCUCCACAUCCGCCUGUCCCUGUUUGUGCUAAGCGUGUACGGACUACUCGUGGUGGCCGGGAGUGUGAGCAUGGGCGUGGUGCAGGCGGGGCGCGGCUGCACCGAGUCAUCGCCGCACUCUGACAUGGCGCCCAUCACUGCCACCAACUCCUCGACCAGUUCAAGUGGCGGGAGGCAAAACUCAGCCCUGCACGCCGCGGCCUCCUCCGCCUCCACAACCUCGUCCACUGCGUCGUCGGGGCGGUUGGGAGGGGCGCACGGAGCUAUGCAGACAGCUUCCUCAACCUCGGACCUGGUGCCCCCUCCACCGCCCCACAGGCCGCCGCCCGCACUGCCCAACAGGUUGCAGAAGGGAGUGGGCGUCAACAGGACUGGAGUCGCCGCCCGCACGCCCGCCUCAGACUUUCGCUGGGGCACGACCCUGGCCGUGGCGGCGCUUUGCUUUCUUGUCAACCACCUUCCCUACAUGGUGAGUACCAGACACAGGUUGUUUUCUUGAUUUUUUUCUCUCUCU
Molecule: messenger RNA, 1689 nt
Organism: Eriocheir sinensis (Chinese mitten crab)
Lineage: Eukaryota; Metazoa; Arthropoda; Malacostraca; Decapoda; Varunidae
Exons: 3
Coding region: 706-1674 (322 amino acids)
Source: RefSeq, a predicted model, not a curated record